GCACCUUUGAAGCAGGGGCGGUGGUAAAGGAAAGCAAUCCCCAAAUGGCAGCUGCGAAGUGCAGCGAAACAGCGAUGCUCGUCAUAGACAUGCAGAAUGAUUUCAUACUGCCCGGUGGUCCGAUGCACGUCGCCGGAGGCCAAACCGUCGUCCCAUCCGUCAUCCGCGCCGUCUCCUUUGCCAGGCAGCGGGGUAUUUUCGUCAUUUGGGUUGUGAGAGAACAUGAUCCUUGGGGAAGAGAUGUUGAGCUUUUUCGUCAACACUUGUAUGUAAAUGGUGAAGGACCUACUGCAAAAGGGUCUAAAGGUGCUCAACUGGUUAAUGGGCUUAUACCUGAAGAAAAAGACUAUAAGAUAGUGAAAACACGCUUUAGUGCUUUUUUCAACACACACCUCCAUCACUUUCUUCAAACUUCAGGCAUUAAGAACUUGGUUAUUGUAGGUGUUCAAACACCAAACUGCAUCAGACAAACUGUUUAUGAUGCUGUGGCAUUGAACUAUCAAUCUGUUACUGUUAUUGUUGAUGCUACCGCCGCUGCUACCCCAGAAGUACAUAUUGCUAACAUUAUGGACAUGAAGAACAUUGGAGUGGAAACACCAACAUUGGAGGAAUGGUGCACUCAUACUUGAUGUUUUCUUGAUACUUUUUAGCUCUUAUAUAUAAUGUAUCAAGGCUUGUUCUUCUUUGAAAUAUCAACUUUAUAUAAGUCUUAAAAUGAAUUUCCGACUUCUUUGAAUCUGAUUAUAUAAUAAUUAAUCGAGUUAAUCUUGA
Messenger RNA from Dioscorea cayenensis subsp. rotundata (Guinea yam), 771 nucleotides. RefSeq names its product probable inactive nicotinamidase At3g16190. Bases 45 to 629 code for a protein of 194 amino acids. The transcript has 5 exons. Lineage: Eukaryota; Viridiplantae; Streptophyta; Magnoliopsida; Dioscoreales; Dioscoreaceae. The record is from RefSeq and is a predicted model, not a curated record.